Messenger RNA from Anneissia japonica, 3670 nucleotides. RefSeq lists its product as uncharacterized. The transcript is spliced from 2 exons. Bases 17 to 820 code for a protein of 267 amino acids. The record is from RefSeq and is a predicted model, not a curated record. NCBI's taxonomy places the organism in Eukaryota, Metazoa, Echinodermata, Crinoidea, Comatulida, Comatulidae.
CAUCGAUCGAUAAUUAAUGCUCCAGCCUCCUUCGUGUUUUUUUUUUUUUUUUUUCGUAUUUCUUGUUUUAGUACUAGAAGUUGUUUCUGAUAUAGUUUGCGUUGAACAGUGUGUGAUGGAAUUAUGUAAUAACCAUAUUGGAACGUGCAAUGCAAUUUCAUCAAUAAUGUUGGGAAAGCCAACUAUCAUGAACUUCGUAAGUGGUAACAAAUUGAUACCAACUUCAGGGCCAGCCAUGCAUUCUAGGGAGGAACGUGGAAUUUCAUACAGCAGUGACUCAUCCGUUAGCCCGCCGAAUAUCGACAUAGAUAGUAUUAAAUUGCUGAAGUCUCGUAAUCUUGAAGAGGCUGACAAGAAAGAAAUGGAAAAAUGGGCCAUGCUGGCUGGACAGGCCUCAUUCAGACUGGAAUCUUUUAUCUUUAACGAAGUUCUUCCUAAAGAAAUUUGUCGUCCGCAUGUCUUUCCAAGAACUAUUAAUGAUAUGGAGUUGCAUAUUGAACGUUGUAUACGUCUAGAGGAGAAUGAAACUACCUUGAAUAAUGCAAGAGCCAAAUGGAAGCAAUUGCGUUUACAAUUAGGAUGGAAGAACCAUCAUAGGAACGUGUUACUGAUCAUUAAAAGGAUUUAUCUAAACGUUCCAAAUCCGCUCGAGAUUGUUAGGGAGCUUGAAACUUUUGACACAAGGAGUUACGCGCAGACACGUAAAGCGUUCAGGACAGUUUUGCCAAGCACGCUGUGGAAAGAAGGGGAUGACAUUGUAAACAUGAUGAUGAAAUUACAUCUGCUCCAUGAUGAAAUAAAACCUAAUGAUAUGCUAUAACAAUGCUUGUGAUUGCCUGAGUAAACAAUUUGUUUUAUUAAUAUAUUAUUUUAGGCCAUGUGAAAAAAAAAAUUUUUGAUCGUCCCCUGCCAUACUUUAGGGAAAUUUUCCUUGUAAACUUUUUUUUGGUGAGGGGAUGGGGAUAAAUUUUCAGAAAUCCUAUUAACACUUUAAAUCCAUUUUGAUACAGGUGUAGGUUCAGGAAGUUGUAAUUGCACUACCGUAUAUGAUGAAGUCACAAUGACAGAUUGUUUGCAAUGACAAUUAGAAUGCCAAUCAGAUAUGUUUCAUCAUUAACUGAUCGCACAGAAUGGAAAUAGGUUUGUGGGCUGAUGGAGUGUUUGCCUGCCAUUGUGAACAUGUACCCAUGUCUGUUGUCCUGUAACACUAUUUUUUAAGUUCCUUAACUCAAAAUUGUUUCUCAUUUGGAAACAGGACGAUCAACAAUUUUUUUGGUGGCCUUAAUACUAUUUUGAAUGAAAUUACAAUAUGCAAGUACAGCAUGAGUUAGAGUGAUAUAUGCAAAGUAUGGAAUAAAGUCCAGAGAGUUCGGUACUCUUGACUAAAUAUUCCUUGGAAUGUGUGGAACGUUAUUAAGUUAAACCUCAGCAGAAACAUCUCUAGAUCAUUUACUAUGUAUUGUGUGUAUGGAAGCAUAUUAAAGUAUUAAUCUUUUGCAAUAAUAUAUAUAUGAAUGAUAUAAAAUUAAUUUUAUAUGAUUUAUAAACAAAGUAUCAUGAAAUGAAGGAGGUUUUUUGUUUUUUCUGUCCAGGCGGUGAAUAUUUAUUGACUUAAUAAGCUGGCAUUUGUAAGGCUAGACUUUGUAAUCAGGAAGUUUGACGAAUUUGAACAGUUGUUUAUUGGCCAGUUGGUUACUUCAAACUGCUUGUCAGUUUCUGUUAACCUUUUAGCAUAUAUAUCAUUACUGUUAUACAUUUUAGGCAGGCUGUGUGUCUUUGGAACUGUACAGUAUAUACCGUAAUUAGAGAGAAAGAAAUAUUUAAAAAAUAUGUUUUUGAAGUAUUUUGGAAUACAGUAAGAUGCUUAUGGAAAAAAAUUGAGCCUAAUUCAUGAAAAAUGUAUUCAUAAACACUAUACAAAAUUAUGGAAUUAUAGCUAUUUUUUUUAUAAGGUAAAAGAAAUACAGUAGUAUAAUUAAAUUAUGCAUAUAGGCUUUCAUAUUGUAAUUAAUUUCUUAUACACUUUUGUAUAUUUAGAGAUAUGAUUUGUGUCAGAAGGAAGGUUUGAUAAAAUUAAUUUCAAGAGUUAUCAUGAAUUUUUCUAAAAGAAAUGUUUUGUGCAAUUUUUUUGUGUGUAAACCAAAGUUUUUUUGUUGUUUUUUUUUUUCUUUUUUUUUUACAAUUAAUUUUUCAAGUUUGGAAUUCAGCUACUUCUGGGAGAUCUGGUUUAAUGAAUGAAAUUAUUUAACAUAGUACAAUAUUCCCAGCCAGCAGCAUUCAGGGAGGCAGUUGAUAAUACAAGAGCAGAAACAUGCAAAUACAGUGUACAGUAUAGAAUUUUGCUCAUUUGCUCCCCUUCCCCCAUAAAUCAUAAUGCACUUGUCUCUGGCCAUAAAGUAUUUACUAGUGUCUAGUCUGUUGUCUACCUGUAGCAUCACUGUCUAAACUCCACAAAUAGAAUGCUUGGUGGUGUAUUUGUGGUGCAAUGGUUUUCAGGAUCUGGUCUUGUGUGCGGCAUUGUGUUUUUUUUUAACAAUCAAAAUAUUGACAUUAUUCACAAGUACUUCCUGUAAACACAGAUGGGGAAAAACAGACCUCAAAAAUGUCUAUGAAUAGUAAAUAAACAUUCUCAAUUCAAGCCAUAUUAUUAUAUAUAUAUAUAUAGGACAUCUGAAUGUUUUUUUCUGGAGUGCAGCUAUGCAUGGGUAUAUAAUAACCAAGUUUGUGUAUUGACAGUAGGCUUGUAAUAAUUAAUUAACUAUUUUUAAAGGAAUGUGUUAUUUGUUAAUACGUUGCCAAGAUAUGGUGCAGGAUUGUUUGUACAGUAAAAUUAUGUUAGCAUUGUAGCAUAAUGCAACCAUUGUAUUAUGCAAUGCUGUCAGGUAUGAUGUCGCAGUCUUGUCUGCAAAAUUAUAACAAUGCCUAUAAAAUGCAUUGCCCGAGACAGUUCAGAAACAGUUUUGUUUUUUAAACAUUUAACAAUUUGGCUAUACUCUAUAUGGAAACCAAUUUAGGUCUUGAACAUAAAACUAUAAAUUGUAUAUUAUAAAAAUAGUAAUGUAGAUCAAAUGGCUGUCAUAAACACUAAUUACGGUAUAUAAUACCAUGUGAUUUUUAUUGCACAGGUUGUAUUUAUCAAGCACAAAACAAAAUUCAAGAUUAAAAAAAAAAAAACAAAGCUGAAGGUACUGUACAUGUUUAAAAACAUUCACAAUUCGUAUACAGUGAAAUCUCUACAAAAGCCUACUACUGUACUGUAUGUGUUAAUGCACUAAUCGUGUGUUGUGGUAUUUUAUGGUCUUUAGCCCAAUUUAUAUACAGCACUUGGAAAUGGUGCUGUUUUUACAUAAAACUGUAUGGGACAAACUGAAGAAAGUGAUACUCGAAGCCAUCGAUAUAUUCAAAUUACCGUAUUCGUUCAAAUGAAUAAAGUUCAAAAUAUAAAAUCAAGUAUGGUUAUCACCUAUCAUUUUCAGUAGAGUUUACCCCAUACUGUCGUAUGUUGUGAAUCCUGUGGUGCUGUUUUGAUGUUCUGUAAAUUGUGCUGAUACUAUUGUCAGUUUGUUGUUUUUGGUUUUUUUUUUUUUUCUUUUUGCCGUUCAGAGGGUUUGAUGUGCUACGGACCUUAAUGGACAUUUAAAUAAAGGAAAUAAAUUCAUUUUAACAUCUA